Molecule: messenger RNA, 709 nt
Organism: Talpa occidentalis (Iberian mole)
Lineage: Eukaryota; Metazoa; Chordata; Mammalia; Eulipotyphla; Talpidae
Gene: H1-6
Product: H1.6 linker histone, cluster member
Exons: 1
Coding region: 24-644 (206 amino acids)
Biological process (GO): chromosome condensation; nucleosome assembly; negative regulation of DNA recombination
Cellular component (GO): nucleus; nucleosome
Molecular function (GO): double-stranded DNA binding; nucleosomal DNA binding; structural constituent of chromatin
Source: RefSeq, a predicted model, not a curated record
CCCGCGUCCUUGUCCACCCUGAUAUGUCUGAGACUGCACCUGUAGUCCCGGCAGAUCCAGGCUUAGCUUCAAUGGAGAAGCCUCCAGCAAAAAAGCGAGGGAAGAAGCCGAGCGGCCUGACGAGCGCACGGCGCAAGGCUCCAAGUCCUUCAUUGUCAAAGCUGAUCACGGAGGCGCUCUCGGCCUCUCAGGAGCGAGCGGGCAUGUCUCUGGUGGCGCUCAAGAAGGCGCUGGCGGCCGCCGGCUACGACGUGGAGAAGAACAACAGCCGCAUCAAGCUGGGCCUCAAGGCCUUGGUGAGCAACGGCACCCUGGUGCAGACCAAGGGCACCGGCGCCUCGGGCUCCUUCAAGCUCAGCAAGAAGGCUGCUGUUGAGGUCCCUAAGGGCAGGGCUAGAAAGCCCGCUUCUGCCAAGGCCAAGAAGGUGGUCUUGGAGCCCAAGUCUGCUAAGGGUACCAAGACCAACAAGAGGGCCAAGAAGCCAAGUGCAACAGCGGUUAAGAAAGCGGGCAGGAAGGCCAAGGCAGCCAAGGUUAAGCAGCAACACAAGAGCCCUGCGAAAGCAAGAGCCGGCAAGCCGAAACCCGGGAAGCCCAAGCUGAGCCAGAAAACUAACUCUCGGAAGGCGGCUUCGAAGAAGUGAGCUUUACUGCAACGCAGUUUUCAGAUAACCCAAAGGCUCUUUUAAGAGCCACCUAAAUAAUCUUA